Molecule: messenger RNA, 4593 nt
Organism: Psammomys obesus (fat sand rat)
Lineage: Eukaryota; Metazoa; Chordata; Mammalia; Rodentia; Muridae
Gene: Map3k19
Product: mitogen-activated protein kinase kinase kinase 19
Exons: 11
Coding region: 46-4170 (1374 amino acids)
Biological process (GO): protein phosphorylation
Molecular function (GO): ATP binding; protein kinase activity
Source: RefSeq, a predicted model, not a curated record
UUCCUGGAUAUAAACUUCCCCAACCUGCAUGGCCUGACCCCUCUGAUGCUGGCUGUGAGAGAUGUGGACCUGUUUGAGAGUCUGGAUGUGUCAGCAGUCUACAGACCUGCGGAAGUUCUAGCCGAGCUCCUCAGGCACCACGCAGACCCCAAGCUCUGUGACUUCCGUGGAAAGUCAGCAAUACAGUACGCGUCACGAAUUCAGAGCCAGAGGAAGCAGCAGUUACUGGACAUCCUGAUGAGUUCGAUGCCCAAACCAGAAAGACACACUGAGUCACUGCUUGAUAUUUGCCAUGAGACAAUCUCUAGCCCAAUGGACUUGACGGUUUCCAAAACUGAAAGCAUCAUCCUGCAGAGCAUCAGCAGCAGUGAGGACUUUGACCUUGAAGAUGAUUUUAGCCCAUCCGAGUUACCUGGGGAAGGAGGAGCUCCGAGGAGUGAAGACUGGCCUCGGAGGACAGAAGGUGUUGAGAUUAUUGUGACGUUUCCGACAGAUCCUCCGAACGAAGCAAGCCAAGAAGAUUUGAAAGGAAUCAAUCAGGUGACUUCAGUGCAUCAGGAGGGGGCACAAGUGCAUCCUGUCUCUCCACCAAAUGAAGCAGAGAUGGCGGACCUCACAGUAAAGACGCUGGCCACAUGGCCUCCACUUCUGAAGACAGCAGAAAACUCUGAGGAGCUCUGUGGUGGGCACAUGGUUCUCUCAUCACCCGGACCUUGCUUAGACCCAGGCACCGCAGUCAGGGAGGAGGCCCCUCAUGUUCUCAAAGUGCCGCAAAGAAAAUCUGAUGAGUUUCCUACCUCUGACAUGGGAUUCAGUAGCCGAAGAACUGAGCUCCCUCUGCCUCCACUCUCAGUCUUGCCCAUGAGAUCUUGUGUCCUCGAUAUGGAAAAAAAUCACAAGUUCCCAGGACAUAGGGAGAGAAAAGUCUCGGGCCCCUCUCUCUCUGCCCAUAAGCUCCUGGAGCCUCUUAGCCAAUCAGCUGAGUUUAGUUCAUCAAAGACCCGUCUAGAAGUCUCAGGGGAAGGACCAGCAGAACAGACCCACAGGCUUUCUGACAGUGCCAUUUGGUCUAGAAACAUGUGCUCUUUCCGGAAGGCAAACCAUCCCAGAAGACAGGGGGGAGUGGCAGAGAGUUGGCCAUCCCAGGAAAUGGAGGGACGGGACAAAACUGAAACCUCUUGCUUUGAAGAAGGGCCAUCCUUGGUUUCCUAUGAGAGUGUCAAGGAAGACAAUAUUUACACAGAGAGAGAAAGGGAUAGUGAGCACCAUGAUAGUGAAAUGAGGAAAGGGGGCGAGAACUCCCAAUAUCUUCCAUCAAGAAAAAAAGAGGGUUCAACAGCCAGAGCGUUUGAGCAAGACUCAGAGGUUGAGCACCCCAUUCUCAGCAAGCUCCAGGAAGCCUCGAGUUCAGAAAUCGCCCCGGUUGAGGAGGAAGAGACCCCAAAUGAGAAAGUUCCUGAUUCCAGAAGCAAUGCUGUAUACAAAGCUGGAGCAGUGGAGCCAUGCAGGGUGUUGGAGAAGGCCAGUAUUCUUAAGAACACGCCCAGCAUGAACUCAGGUGGCUCCGCUGAAGAGCUCCUGGAAGCUCACAGUCACAGAGACACAGAACGAAACAGAAAAAUAUCAGUGGAGGAAACAACCAAACCAGGAAUGAAUGGGGUGGUGCCGUUUAUCCAUAUCACAUUCCCUGGAGAAGGGACAGCCAAGGCACCAACCAGAGCCAAGCCAAACCUCCAAAAGAGAAAGCACCCAGUUCAGAGCAGCAAUAGUCUCAACAUACUUGCUCAACAACAACACGAUCAACUCCACACAAAUACUCAUAGCACCAAGUUGGAUGCAAAGACCAAGGCCAGAAACAGGCCUCCUCCUCAUCUCACAGUCUCCACCCAAGCUUCCAUUAAACCCAGCAUGCAUAAAAACAGCAUAAAAUCUCAAGUUUUCCCUGCUUUGGAACUUGUGGACCCCCGACCACAUCUGUCUCCCAAGUUUCAAAGGAGAGCACCUGUGACAGAGAAAAAGAAGUCAACCUAUCAGACCCAGAAACCUAAAAAGCAAGCAUUUCCUCGAAUCGGUAAAAACUCGGGCAUCAAAAAGCCAGGUGCUCCCCUCUCAGCUGAAACAACAGACCCAAGACUGCAUUUCCUGGAUUUGAAGUAUAGUGACAUGUUUAAGGAAAUCAAUUCGGCUUCCAAUGGACCAGGCAUCUACGAGAUGUUUGGGACUCCUGUUUAUAGUCACAUUCGGGAGGCUGAACGGCGGGAACACAGAUAUAACCGCGAGGCGCGCACAGCUGCAUCGGCCCGAGGUGCUGUUAAUAAGUGUCAGUCUUCCCAAAGUGACAGAAGCAGCAGUGGCAGAGUGAGACUUCUUCAGAAGCGACCACCCGUCAAACCCCCAAAGCCUUUCCUUGGUCUCAGGCAGAAGCACAGGGGUUUAAUGUCUAAAGAAAGGGGUUGCAAGGUGAUGGGUAGUCACAGAGAGGAUGGUGUUUCAGAACCAGACUGGCAGAUGAGAGCUUCAGGAAAUGACUGUCUGUCUCCCAAAGAUGAAGUCCGACUCACAAACUUGACCCCGAUCCCCGAGCACUCCCCUGAACAGAAAGAGCCCCCUCCUGUCUCAGAUCUCUCCGUUGUUGAGGAAAUCUUCACAGGGGAGUGUGCUGACGAAGCAGGCAUCCUUAACAAGGACGGGCUUACCCAGAGCCUUGGAGACCUGACGGAGCCUAAAGGGCUGCCCCGGCAGACCCUGCUCGUCUCCUCAGAAGACAGCUGGGCUGUGUUCAGCGACAAGAGCGCAGGCAGGCGCAUGUCACCAGAAAAGGAGGAUGGAGAGCCUCUCGACAAAAUAAAUGCUGACCAAAUGUUCAUGGAGUUCGACAGCCUCUCAGAGGAGUGGAAAACACCCCUGAGCUUUUCAAAUUUCUCUUUCCAGGAGAAUCCAGAAUGUGCACCUUCCCCUACAGAACAAGACUGGGCACGUUCUUUGGAUCAGGACAGCUUAGAAAAGAACUCCGUCACAUAUCAAACAUUUGGAAAGCUUUCUCAAGAAACCCUAGACCCAGGAAAGAAUGAAGAAUUGACAGAUGAGUUACUAGGUUGUCUAGUUGAAGAACUAUUAGCCCUUGAUGAGAAAGACAGCAGCUCUUGCCAAAUAAUGACAAAUGAGGCAGAUGCCGAAAACCUGAAUCUUGUCUUCAGUAGGAGAGGUAAUACCACCGAAGAAUUGGACAGACAGACAACAAAUGCCAAAGUACAGAGGUAUAUUAAUGGAUUGAGGAUAUAUGACAAGGAAGAAAAUUGGCUUACCUCAAACGAAAAAAAGGCACUUUCUGACAGGAGUUUAAAACACGAAGAGGCUAUAUUCUGGACCAAGGGUGAAAUCCUUGGGAGAGGAGCCUAUGGCACAGUAUAUUGUGGGCUUACUAGCCUAGGGCAGCUAGUAGCUGUGAAGCAGGUGGCCCUGGAUACUUCUGAUAAAUUGGCUACUGAGAAAGAAUACCGGAAACUGCAGGAGGAAGUGGAUCUGCUGAGGGCGCUGAAGCAUGUAAACAUCGUGGCUUAUCUGGGGACGUGCCUGGAGGAGAACACCCUGAGCAUCUUCAUGGAGUUUGUCCCCGGGGGCUCCAUCUCUAGCAUUCUAAACCGCUUCGGGCCACUGCCCGAGACGGUGUUCUGUAAAUACACAAGGCAGAUUCUGCAGGGCAUCGCUUAUCUCCACGAGAACUGUGUGGUGCACCGGGAUAUCAAAGGGAACAACAUCAUGCUCAUGCCAACUGGAAUAAUAAAGCUGAUUGACUUUGGCUGUGCCAAGCGUUUGGCCUGGGCAGGCUUAAACGGUACUCACAGUGACAUGCUGACGUCCAUGCGUGGGACUCCAUACUGGAUGGCUCCUGAGGUCAUCAAUGAAUCUGGCUAUGGAAGGAAAUCAGAUAUAUGGAGCAUUGGCUGCACCGUGUUUGAGAUGGCCACAGGAAAGCCUCCUCUGGCUUCCAUGGAUAGGAUGGCAGCCAUGUUUUACAUUGGAGCCCACAGAGGCCUAAUGCCUCCUCUACCUGACCGAUUCUCAGAAGCUGCUGCGGACUUUGUGCGCUUGUGCCUGACCAGGGACCAGCAUGAGAGACCUUCUGCGCUCCAGCUCCUGACACACUCAUUCCUGAAGAGAAGCCAGUGAGCCCACCUCUGCUUUGCUGUAGGGAAUGAUGGUUAAGGGACUUGUUUUCCUACCGUAAUUUCAACCUAGCUCGAUUUAACCAGAUCCUGCAGCAUUCCUGGAAAGCUUUAGUUACUUACUGACCUUAAAUUUCAGGCAUGACUACCUAUGUGCAUGAGAAGAAGAAUUUCAUAAUAAUAUUAAAAACACCAAAAGCCCCCGUUCCAGUGUUUACAGUUUUAACUGACCAAGACUGAUUUAUAGACUUUUAUUAAUUGUUUUGAGUCGGAGUCUCACUAUGUAGCUCUGGGUGGACUGGAACUCACUCUGUAGACCGGGCUAGCCUCGAACUCACAGAGAUCUGCCUGCCUCUACCUCAGAGUGCUGGGAUUGAAGGUGUGCAUCACCGCACCCAGCUUAGUUAUUGUAGCAGUUUAAAAUAAA